Populus nigra (black poplar) is the source of this 742-nucleotide messenger RNA. RefSeq lists its product as uncharacterized. The transcript is spliced from 3 exons. The record is from RefSeq and is a predicted model, not a curated record. NCBI's taxonomy places the organism in Eukaryota, Viridiplantae, Streptophyta, Magnoliopsida, Malpighiales, Salicaceae. The coding region runs from base 1 to 342 and encodes 113 amino acids.
AUGUAUCUUUACUUCAAUGAGAUUAUGUUUUAUUACUUCAAUGCUUGUGUGCAGAAAAUCAUAGAACUGAUAUUUGUUUUAGAUCAGCGAGACAAUGAAUAUUGCACUGUCAAAGGAGUUGUUGAGCACUUUAGCGAAGUAUUCUUUGAACUCGUGCAAGGUGGUCGUGGUCAUUUGGCUAUGAUGAAGAAAAAGGAGUUCACAUCUUUACAUGCAAAAGUCACUGCACUAGAGCAUGAUCUUCAUAAAUCUUGUCAAGAGGCCUCUAAUAAUCAUGAUCUCUGUUGCCAGUUAGAAAAGGAAUAUCAUGUAUCGGGUAUCAUAUUGGUAAUAUUGUUUUGAUUUUCUUACCAUGUUCCAAGUUUAGUGGUUCACUUAGAUUGGGGGUAAUGGCAAAUGGGUUUCUUCAAAGAAGAGGGUUUCCUGAUUAUCUUAUGUGUUCUUUUCUCGACAAGGAAACAUUAUCAUUAAUAUCUUAUGUUUUGUAGGUUAACUUCUUGAAUUGCUGCAUUCAUUAGGGAAAAGAGGGAGGGGCUUGGCUAUUAUGUGCUUGAAAAGCGCAUUUUACGGGACUGGUAAGAGAGUGUGUUUGGUCUGUAAGGAUUUCCUUAUCCAAAACUUGGAUAGCGCAACCCCAUACACCUAGCCCAUUUCAGUUCGAAAGUUAAUUGUGUUUGUAAGUUAGUUUUUCAUUGUGAUUAUUUUUUUAUAUAUGUUAUCUUAUUUAUUUGUUGUGUGUCUA